Molecule: messenger RNA, 1174 nt
Organism: Lasiosphaeria miniovina
Lineage: Eukaryota; Fungi; Ascomycota; Sordariomycetes; Sordariales; Lasiosphaeriaceae
Product: copper homeostasis CutC domain-containing protein
Exons: 3
Coding region: 100-1104 (334 amino acids)
Molecular function (GO): copper ion binding
Source: RefSeq, a predicted model, not a curated record
CUGCCACCAGAUCGAGGGGUAGGUAGGUACUCGCUUCGGAACUGGCAAAAAAGAGGAAAAGGAAAAGAAAACAGGAACUACUUACUACGAGCAAAAGAAAUGGCAACCGUUCCGCCCUCAGGCCGCCCCCGCCUGGAAAUACCCAUCUUUGGAGCAGAUUCGGGACAGGUAGCGGCGUCGCUCGGUGCCCUGCGUCUCGAGCUCAAUCGCGCCGGCUCCUAUGCUGUUGGUGGGACAACGCCCACGCUGGCCGAGCUCGCGGCCCUCGUCGCCAGCAUCCCCAGCCGCCAAAGCCAUGGCAGCGACGACGACGACGACGACAUUACCGUCCGCGUCAUGAUCCGGCCCCGGGGGGCGCCGCCGCCAGACCAUCAGACACACCAGCAGCAGCCAGACUUUGUGUACUCGGCUGCCGAGUUCGCCACGAUGCGCGCGGGCAUCCUGCGCUUCGCCGAGUCCGGGCUGCUGCGGCCCGAGCGCGGCGACGGGUUCGUAUUUGGCGUGCUCCAGCCGCGGACCACCUGUAGCAGCUGUGAGGGCGAGGUCGUCGGCGUCGAGGUCGACGUCAAGCGCAACGCCGAGCUGGUCCGUCUGGCCCAGCCGUUCAAGUGCGUCUUCCACCGGGCGUUUGAUGACGCCGUGGGGGCUGGUGUUGAUGAUGGCGAGCGUCGCCGUGCCGCGGCUCCGGCAGGAGAAACAGGGUCAUCCGGCAGGGAUGAAGAAGAAGAGGAGGAGGCUGUUGCACUCGCGGCUGUGCGGGCGUGCGGGUUCGACGGGAUCCUGACGUCGGGAGGCCUCGGGAACGCCCUGGCUAAUGUUGGGCGGCUGGCUCGCAUUGCCAUGGCGGUGGCGGCGGAGGGCGACGUUGAGAUUAUUGCUGGAGGCGGAGUUCGGAGCGGGAAUGUCGGGGUGCUGGGUGCUGGUCUCUUCGCAGCGGCCGGCUCUAGUGUUUCUGCUGCUGCCGCUACCGCUGCUGAGGACGGCGUCUGGUUUCAUUCUUCGUGCCUUACUGCCGGAGAGGAUGGGGCGGAGAUGUUUGACGUCGACGAGGCGAGCGCUUUGGUCCGGGAGCUGCGGUCUCUCGACGUGCGGCCUAGGAAAUAGGGGGCGCCUUGGAACUGGAAGACGGGGUAACGACUGGCUGAGGGAUCAAAGGGCCUCUUUUCUGAUGCCC